This is a messenger RNA of Momordica charantia (bitter melon), 1180 nucleotides long. Lineage: Eukaryota; Viridiplantae; Streptophyta; Magnoliopsida; Cucurbitales; Cucurbitaceae. The record is from RefSeq and is a predicted model, not a curated record.
CCAAUCGAGACGAUCCACAACUCCCUUCGAUCGAAAGCCGAGCUUUCCCUCCGACGACGUCUGCAACAGAUCCGGCGAGAGACACGGCGUUCUCCUGCGACUCACCCACUCCCCGAUGAAGACCGCUAAUUAAAGUGAAAUCGAUGAAAUUGAAAGUUUUAAGUUAAAAUUCCAUACAUUAAAUAGAGGCUGAACACCUAAUUUUUCUUUCCUUCCUUACCUAUUUCUUCAGCUGUUGUCCUGCGGCAUUGACGGCGACUCACCAGCGAGAACCCAAGUUGGACCUUUUCACGCCCCUGAAGUGCAUCAAUUUUAUUGAAAGUUGUAGUGAUAUUGGAAUGAGUAAAUCAGAAGGGCCUUCAUCACUCAAAAGAAAGAGGCCAGAGUUGUUGAGUAAGGGCUUUGGAGUAGCUCUCGUUGAGCAGGAGAAAGUGCUCCAUGAUCUGAUUCAUAGCAAGCAGAGCAUGGGAAUCUGCACUUUCGACAUGAAAAGAGAAACAAAGUUUUCUGAAAGUGUGGUAACUAAAUCACUCAAGUCUCUUCAAGCCAAAGGCCUGAUUAAACUAGUUCAACACUAUCAGAAUAAGGGGAAGAAAUUCUCUCUGUCAAAAGAUUUUGAACCAGCAAAAGAAUUAACUGGUGGUAAUUGGUAUCGUGACAGGACUCUCGACAGAGAAUAUAUCGAUACUCUUAAAGGGGUUUGUGCAAGAUUGAUACAAAAGAGGAAUGUGAUUACUAUUGAAGGAAUCGUGGAUUCUUUCAAAAGGAGUGGAGCAUCCAAAGUGGACUUGUCUUGGGAGCAAAUUGAGGAGAUUGUAAAUGCUUUGGUGUUGGACCAUCAAGUCAUGGAGGUGAAGAGCACUGGAUCUGGUGAAUUUGAUAUUUUUCCCAUUGGGAAGAUUUGUUACAAGUGCCAUGCUAAAGGAGGUGUCAAAGAGGAGCCCAAAACAGGGGCAAUGACUUCCAUUCCUUGGAGUCUGUCCACAAAUUACUCAUUGCAUUCCGAAUGGCAUCAUUUCGCCUAGGACUUGUGUGUACUACACUAAGUGGUUAGAUUUUUAAUUUUUAUUUACAGUGGCUAGAUUUUUGAGUUUGAGAAUAGUUUUUUUCUAAUAUAAAUAUUAUAUUGUAAAUGUCUGCUGGUUGCUCUUGCUCAAGUUUUAGUUUAGACAAUCAAUAA